UAUAUCCGGCCACGUUAGAGCAAAAAUGAUAGACGUUCUUGCUAGUAUUUUGUACCGGGCUUUUCGUGAGCAAUAAACAGAAAAAAUUCGUGCUCGGAGCUUCCAGAGGCUUAAAUGUAUCAUAAUUAGUACAAGAAGACGUUUAAUUCUGAAGAAUGGACCACUGGUCAGCGUGUUUCCUUUUUGUAUCCUUCCUGGGCACCGUUUUUCACACUAAUGGUGCUGAACUAACCUUCGAAUUGCCCGACAGUUCCAAGGAGUGCUUUUAUCAAGAAAUAGAAAAAAAUGUUUCAGCUACUUUAGAAUUCCAGGUUGUGACUGGAGGUCAGUACGAUGUAGAUGUUACGUUGGAAGCACCCAAUAAGGAAAUUAUUUAUCGUCAAGUGAAGACGCAAUUUGAUUCUCACACUUUCGUUGCAUCAAUGUCUGGCGUUUACAAAGCCUGCUUUAGUAAUGAAUUUUCCACAUUUUCCCACAAACUCGUCUACAUGGAGUUCCAAGUGGGUGAUGAACCUUCUCUUCCUGGCGUUGGGGAACAUGUUACUGUGAUGACUCAGAUGGAAUCGUCGGCCCAGGAAAUCCAUAAAAACCUGAACAGUAUUAUGGAAUAUCAAACGCACCAUCGUCUCCGGGAAGCACAGGGUCGUAAGAGAGCAGAAGAUUUAAACGAGCGUGUACUUUGGUGGUCUCUACAAGAGACUCUUGCGGUGUUGAUAAUCAGUAUUGGACAAGUAUAUAUUCUUAAAAAUUUCUUUACAGAUAGGAAGCCAUCUCAAAAUCUUUAAAUAGAAUUUAUACCAAAAAUAUGUAAUUUCCUCGACUGCAUUGAAUCGUGUUUUUGUAAAGUUUUUCAUCGUUCAAGAAAUUUCGGGGAAACAAUCACCGACUAAUUUGUGACCUAUAAUGAUUUCCUUUUGUCUUUAGGUCUUAAUGUUAAGUUUCAUGUGCUCACCAAAAAGAGACGUCAAGGCCUUGUAUAUUUUGUAAGAUGCAAGUCGUAUGUGUUUAUUUGGAUGUUAAUUCAUGAAAAGAUAGUAUGAAUAUUUUAAUGCAGGUUUUUUUUUUACAACUGAGGACUAAAGAGGGACGAGUGUAAACAAUAAUUUCGAUUCGAUUUUGAUAUCUCCGCGGUUCCUCGAGUUGUACAUAUAUUGGAAAUAGUAUAAUAAGAUCGACGAUCAUCAUCCAUGUUGCUUCUUUUUUAUACUGUGUGUGUGUGUGUGUGUGUGUAACAUAAUAAAAUAUGUAUGUGAACUUUCCGAAA
This is a messenger RNA of Belonocnema kinseyi, 1264 nucleotides long. RefSeq names its product transmembrane emp24 domain-containing protein 7-like. The transcript is spliced from 3 exons. The record is from RefSeq and is a predicted model, not a curated record. NCBI's taxonomy places the organism in Eukaryota, Metazoa, Arthropoda, Insecta, Hymenoptera, Cynipidae. Bases 156 to 785 code for a protein of 209 amino acids. Gene Ontology annotation, cellular component: COPII-coated ER to Golgi transport vesicle; endoplasmic reticulum-Golgi intermediate compartment; endoplasmic reticulum. Gene Ontology annotation, biological process: intracellular protein transport; endoplasmic reticulum to Golgi vesicle-mediated transport; Golgi organization.